Siniperca chuatsi (mandarin fish) is the source of this 2964-nucleotide messenger RNA. RefSeq lists its product as uncharacterized. Lineage: Eukaryota; Metazoa; Chordata; Actinopteri; Centrarchiformes; Sinipercidae. Gene Ontology annotation, cellular component: cytoplasm. The transcript is spliced from 8 exons. The record is from RefSeq and is a predicted model, not a curated record. Bases 131 to 1477 code for a protein of 448 amino acids.
GAAGAGCAGUAUGCAUUUGGGACUACCUCGUCUCCAUCCUCUCAGGUCUGAACAGACAGCGGAUUCUUGACCUGACGUCCUAAUCUCACUACUGCAGCGCUGGAGGUGAACUCGCGGUAACAACAGCCACAUGUCAUCUGUCCAGCGUCGGUCCAGUAGUUUGCAGCCUGGUGCCAGCUCAGCCCCUCCCUCCUGCGAGCUUCAGGCGGACGCCGGUACGGUCCUCACUGCAGUCCGCAGUAAAUCCACCGGCGCCCGUCAGAGUGCAGCAGACUGCAGUCUCCAUCACACUCUGCCUCCCUGCGCUCCCCUGGCAGGUGGAAAGGACACACACGGGGCCGGAAAAAUGGCUUUCAUCUCAGUCUUGGCGAUGUUGGCCCUAGUGGUCUCUGCUGAAGGAAGUGUUGGGCCUGGCUCCAGUUCAUCCCAAAGUCGAUGGAUGGAUGAAACAGGGAAGGGCCUUCCCCAAACCAUUAAAAACAGCCCUAGACCAAAGCCGAGUACCAACACUAGCUUUUGCACAGAGUCAAAGGAAUGUCUGGAAUAUGAGCUGGUCUGCAUAACAGAUGAAUAUGAGGUGCGACACUACAGCCCCACUCGCUGGGUGUCGACAGAUGCCGAAGCCUAUUUCAUGGGCGUGGGUGCUGCCAUGGCCUUCCGGAGACUUUUCCAGUACAUCACUGGAACCAAUGAAGGAGGCAUCCAGAUGGAGAUGACUGCCCCUGUCCUGGUCAAGAUCCCAGAGGAGACCAAGAUGUGGGAGCCAGCUGUCUACACACUCAACUUCCCGCUGCCGGCAGCCUAUCAGGAGAAGCCGCCCGCACCCACAAAUGACAAGCUGUAUUUCACUGAGAUGCCUGAAAUGGACGUCUAUGUGAGGAGUUACGGAGGCUGGAUGCUGUCAGUCACCUCCAGGCUUCACGCUCACCUGCUGACUAAAGAACUGGCGAGAGUUCGAGCUUCCUACAACCACAGUUACCACUAUGGAGUCGGCUAUGAUAGUCCCUUGAAGCUGUUGAACAGGCACAAUGAGGUGUGGUAUGUGGCCGAGGGGGAGCUAGUUUGCACAGAUCCACAGGAACCGACCCCUGCACACACACCCAGGCCGACUCUGACCAACUCACCCACAGACUCUGCUUCUGACCCUCUCCCACACACACUCUCUGAUUCGCCCUCACUCACUCCCUCAAACCUAUCCUCAAAUACAACAUCUAACUCCUCUGACACACCCGCUCUCCCCCCAUCUAAUGCUCCACCUAGUGCUUCAUCCAACCUGCCCGCUGAUGCCGCGUUCAGCCAUACCCCUACCUCUGCCCAGAUUCUGCUGGACCCAACGACCAACUCUUCCGAUCCCAUCUCUGUGAGCCCAUCCCUGGAGCCCCAGUCUGACGCUGCCCUGUGGAACAGCACAGUCCACAGCUCUUUGGAUAAACAAGCUGACAGUAGCCCUGUGAUCGAACCAAAUGACGCUCAUUAGCAACAGUCAAAUUUGAUUUAAGCAGCAAUUCUAGGUACAUUAAGAUGGAAUCUAAAUAGAAAAGAAGCAGUGGAGAUGUUGCAGAAAAAUGAGUGAUUGUGUGUGUUAGCUGUAGAAGCUGUUCUCUUUGUCCUUAUCUCUCUAUUGCUACAUAUUACACCAACUCUUCCUUAUGGCACUUAGUGUUUAACUAUAUGUUCUAUCACAGCUUUGCACCUGCAGCUUCCUGUAUCAUCAAAUACAUGCGUGUCCACUUUGUCGUUCUGAGGUUAUCAUACAGCUGCGUUUAUAGAAUGAAGUAAGAUGUAUGUAUUAGUAAGAAAGUUAGAAUUCGAGGUUAUUGUGUUUAUUCACCAGCUAAAGCUGAAGGCAGGGAUAGAUGCUGUUUAUAACAUCAGUUUAACCCUAAAACUAACUUAUCAACUAAUAGAACUUCAAUGGAAAUCUCUCUGUAAUUGGUAAGUAAAGUGUAUGCUGGGACUAACCACAGUAGGCCAAUAUAUCAGAGGAAGCUUAACAGUCAUAAUGUGUUCUAUCCACUGUUGUAAAUGGAGUUUGAUGCUGUAAUUAGUGAUUCUUCAAAGUUUCUGUCUAUAGUUUCCAGCCAUAACAUCCUAUAAGCUUCUACUCUCCGUUUAGCUUUAGUUAGUUAAUUUAAUGAUACGUGGUGAAUCAUUAUAAAUUAAGUGGGCACAUUCAUUGGGAUCUUUGAUGCAGCCUUAAACCUGAUUACUAAUACUGUAUGGCUCUAUAUAAUAGUUGAUGAAAUUUCCAAAAUUUGGAUCAAACCUUUUUUCCCAGUAUUAUAAAGUGCCUGUAAAAACAUUGGCCUUAUGUUUUGCAAAACCUAUUGUCUCAGCAUUUUAAAUCAAUUUUCAGUUACACUUACAAUUUGAUAUUAUAACAUACAGUAUGCUGUGUACUCGAAAAUGACUUGUUUGAUUUUCCCUUACUUUCCCUGUUAAAAGCUCAGCAAAAAAACAGCAAUAAAUAUUUUAGCAUCUUUGAAUCCACAAAAGCAAUUCCAGAUAUAAGUGUAAAAAUUAAUUAUUUCCAAAAUUGAUUUUUCUUUACGCUAACUUAGACCAAAAUGUUUCAGGAGAUAAGAUGACCUAAUGAUACAAAACGGCGAGAUUCAUACACAUAAGCGCAGCUCUGGUCCCCUUGAGUACUGUGAUUAGAUUUCUGUUCUGUUCUGCCCGGAUGUUAAAUCCUGGACACUUUUCUGUGUAUCUGUACCUAGAAAAUCAGCCAACAACAAGCCCAUAUCUUAAUUCUUAGCCUUGGUAAAUGAUCAUGUAAAAGCUACCCAGAAUCUAACUUAAAAGUGGUAGGACUGCCCCAAAGAUCCCAAAGAGUCACGCCUGAUCAACCAAUGCAAUACAAGUUACAUCAAUUAAUAAAUGACAUUCUCUAUCUAUGUGCAUCUGAGCUACAUACUGUAUGUUCUGAGGAAGGUGCAAUAAAAAAAAACCCCAUAAACUCUU